Aspergillus pseudoviridinutans is the source of this 429-nucleotide messenger RNA. RefSeq lists its product as uncharacterized. Lineage: Eukaryota; Fungi; Ascomycota; Eurotiomycetes; Eurotiales; Aspergillaceae. Bases 1 to 429 code for a protein of 142 amino acids. The transcript has a single exon. The record is from RefSeq and is a predicted model, not a curated record.
AUGGCCUUACAGGAGCUGCAGAAGUCAUGGGAUCUGGGAAACUGGGGUAUAGACCUGCUUUUCCGAUGUCUGGACGAUAGUACCCCUCGAACGUUACGGCUUUCGGAUGAUCCUGUUGUACAGGUGCAAGGUGAUACAUGUGAAAGCAGUCAUGCGGCAGAGCAUAUUCCCGACGCCAGUAUCCCAAUGACGCCAGCAACUCGGGACCGAUUCGUCACAGCAAGCGUCUCCUCUGCCAACAGCAUCACAGCGGCAAAUAAACGACACGGUCUGUUUAACUCCACGGAUGACUACACGGAUGUUGUGGAGACAUCACCGUCGCAAGCGGACUCGGUCAUCUGGCGUGACUCGGUCCAUCUGGCGUUCUGUAUCGUCUUCCUGAUGGUAAACCGGUUGCACGCCAAAGUGGGGCAGAAUUAUGUCUUUUGA